Messenger RNA from Canis lupus familiaris (dog), 2431 nucleotides. It is a transcript of the gene CWF19L1, whose product is annotated as CWF19 like 1, cell cycle control. The coding region runs from base 552 to 2147 and encodes 531 amino acids. The record is from RefSeq and is a predicted model, not a curated record. Gene Ontology annotation, molecular function: RNA lariat debranching enzyme activator activity. NCBI's taxonomy places the organism in Eukaryota, Metazoa, Chordata, Mammalia, Carnivora, Canidae. The transcript has 14 exons. Gene Ontology annotation, biological process: mRNA splicing, via spliceosome. Gene Ontology annotation, cellular component: post-mRNA release spliceosomal complex.
GUAGGGUGGGGCUUUUAGGAAAGGUAACUACCUUAGGGAAUGGCAGAGACAGAGUGAUCAAACUGACCAUAGGGGAGAUUUCUGCUAUGGAAACUCGAAGGAUCAAAGACUUGUAGAAGCUCUUACUACUUUUUAUGUCUCUGCCCCUUAACACUUAACACUUUACACAUACCUCUUAUUGUAGCCUUCUUCAUAUAAGUUUGUAUCAGAGUGUCUCCCCUUCCCUGAUUGUCAGCCUUUUGAGGUUUGAACUAAAUCUUUCUCCUUUUUACUCCUAAUGUGUUCUUCGCAUAGUACCAGGCAUAGUGCCUUAGCAUAUUGUAGGUGUCCAUACAUGGUUGUCAAAUGGAUGACUGAUAGUGGCAUUGGAAAGGAAAAGGGUGGAAUGAAUGUGAAAGAUGUUUGGAAAAUGGGAUUGAUGAGACUUGAUGACUGGAUGGGGGAUUUUUGACUCUUGAAGACCAACUUGGCAAAACAGCCAUCCACAAACCUUGGGAAGUGAGGAGAAGAAGUUGGUUCCAUUUUGGAGGAAAUGAUAAACUAACUUUUAGAUGUGCUUGGCAUGUGGAGAUGUUGAAGGAAAAUUUGAUGUUUUAUUCAAUAGAGUUCGAGCAAUUCAGAAGAAAAGUGGAAACUUUGAUCUGCUGUUGUGUGUAGGAAAUUUCUUUGGCUCCACUCCAGAUGCUGAAUGGGAGAAGUAUAAAACUGGCAUCAAGAAAGCUCCCAUUCAGACAUAUGUGCUGGGUGCUAAUAACCAGGAAACAGUAAAAUACUUCCAAGAUGCUGAUGGGUGUGAGUUAGCUGAAAACAUUACUUAUCUGGGUCGUAAAGGUAUCUUCACUGGAAGCUCGGGGCUGCAGAUUGUGUACCUCAGUGGGACAGAGUCCUUAAAUGAGCCGGUCCCCGGUUACAGUUUUAGUCCCAAGGAUGUAUCUUCCCUGAGGACAAUGCUGUGUUCAACAUCCCAGUUUAAGGGGGUUGAUAUCUUGCUCACAUCCCCAUGGCCCAAGUAUGUGGGGAACUUUGGGAAUUCUUCUGGAGAAGUGGAUACCAAAAAAUGUGGCUCUGCUUUGGUCUCCAGUCUGGCCACAGACUUGAAACCAAGAUACCAUUUUGCUGCUUUGGAAAAGACCUAUUAUGAGAGGCUGCCCUAUCGAAACCACAUCGUUCUACAGGAAAAUGCACAGCAUGCCACCAGGUUCAUAGCUCUGGCGAAUGUUGGAAAUCCAGAAAAGAAAAAGUAUCUUUAUGCAUUCAGUAUUGUUCCCAUGAAACUAAUGGAGACAGCAGAGCUGGUAAAACAGCCUCCAGAUGUUACUGAAAACCCUUACAGAAAAUCUGGGAAGGAAGCAUCCAUGGGAAAGCAAAUUUCUGCUCCUGAGGAAGAAUCAGCCUGUCAAUUUUUCUUUGAUUUAAAUGAAAAGCAGGGAAGGAAGCGUUCGUCUACAGGCAGAGAUAACAAGUCUCCUCAUCCAAAGCAGCCUCGCAAACCUCCUCAGCCUCCAGGACCCUGUUGGUUUUGCCUUGCGAGCCCUGAAGUGGAAAAGCAUUUGGUGGUCAACAUCGGCACACAUUGCUACCUUGCCCUGGCCAAAGGAGGCUUAUCUGAUGACCAUGUCCUCAUCCUACCAAUUGGGCACUACCAGUCAGUGGUGGAGCUUUCAACAGAGGUGGUAGAAGAGGUGGAGAAGUACAAGGUGACACUGAGGCGGUUCUUUAAGAGUCGAGGAAAACGGUGUGUUCUAUUUGAGAGAAAUUAUAAGAGUCAUCACCUCCAGCUACAGGUCAUUCCUGUGCCACUCAGCUGCUGCACUACAGAUGACAUUAAAGAUGCCUUCGUUACCCAGGCAGAGCAGCAACAGAUUGAGCUGUUGGAAAUCCCAGAGCACUCUGACAUCAAGCAGAUUGCACAGCCAGGAGCAGCAUAUUUUUAUGUUGAACUUGACACGGGAGAGAAACUUUUCCAUAGAAUUAAGAAGAAUUUUCCUUUGCAGUUUGGAAGGGAGGUACUGGCCAGUGAAGCCAUCCUUAAUAUUCCUGACAAGUCUGACUGGAGGCAAUGUCAGCUCAGCAAGGAAGAGGAAGAGAUGCUGGCUCGCCGCUUCCGGAAAGACUUUGAGCCCUUUGACUUCACUCUGGAUGACUAAGUAAAGGGAAAGGCACUUUAUGAACUUGACAGGAAGUAUUAGUAGCUUGUUUUUUUUAAGAAACUACAGUCUCCCAUGGGGACUGUUACUCUGCCUCUUUUUUGUGCAUUCCUAUGGAACCUGCCUGCAGCAAGAGGCUUGAAAUUAUUUUUUGGAAAAUAAUUGUAGGAUGAAAAUCCUGUUAAAAUUAGCAUGUCUGUCAUCCAGCUCCAAGUACAGCUUAUGUUAAUCAAAAUUUUCAGAAACAUUAAACUCUCAAAUAAAAUCCAAAUGCUUUUCCAUGA